GAUAAAAUACACCAACUGAAUUUGCCUCCAAUGAUCCUAAUCGUAUUCUGAGCCUGGAGACAGACAAACAGACACAAAGCGAGAUAGGAUGAGUGGAGCAACAAAGGUUGUUUGUGUAACAGGAGCCUCCGGUUACAUAGCAUCGUGGCUAGUUAAGCUCUUAUUGCAACGAGGUUAUACUAUCAAAGCUACUGUUCGUGACCCAAAUGAUCCAAAGAAAACAGAGCACUUGCUCUCACUGGAUGGAGCAAAAGAGAGGCUUCAUUUGUUCAAAGCAGAUUUGAUAGAAGAAGGAUCUUUUGACACUGUAGUCGAUGGAUGUGAAGGUGUUUUCCAUACAGCAUCCCCCGUACAAUUUUCGGCUACUGACCCACAGGCCGAAAUAGUUGACCCUGCAGUGAAUGGAACACUCAAUGUUCUCAAAUCAUGCGUGAAAUUUUCUACUGUCAAGAGAGUGGUUUUAACAUCUUCUAUGGCUUCAGUAAUGAUGAGUGGAAAACCUCUGACCUCUGAUGUGGUAAUUGAUGAAACAUGGUAUUCAGAUCAAGUUGUUUGUGAGAACCACAAGCAAUGGUAUAUGCUCUCAAAAACUUUAGCUGAGAAGGCUGCCUGGGAAUAUGCUAAAGGAAAUGGGAUUGACUUGGUUAUAAUGAAUCCAGGGUUUGUGAUUGGUCCACUCUUACAGCCAACUCUUAAUCUCUCUGUGGAGCUGUUUCAGAAUCUCAUAAGUGGCACCCAAACAAUACCUGUUUCAAAUUACAGAUUCAUUGAUGUUAGAGAUGUUGCCUCUGCUCAUAUUCAAGCAUUUGAACUUCCUUCAGCUGCUGGAAGAUUUUGUUUAGUUGGCCAUGUUGCAAGCGUUUCCAAGACUCUGAAGAUUUUACGACAACUUUAUCCCACUUUGCUUCCUGAAAAAUGUGAGGUAGGCACUCCUCCGGAGCCAACAUAUCAAGUGUCCGUGGAGAAAGCAAAAGGUUUAGGAAUCACUUUCCUUCCUUUGGAAGUAAGUCUUAGGGACACUGUUGAAAGCCUGAAGGAGAAAGGCUUCCUCAAGAUUUAAAUUAUGCACUUGAUAGCAAUUUGUUAUUUUGCUGCACAAGUUGAUCGAAUAUUGGCAAUUUGAACUUUGUUUUCUGCUGAAGUGCUCCAAAGAGAUGCUGAAAAUAAUAAUGUUCCUGUUAAGAUUUUCUUAAAUCAAGAUAGCGAAAGAGUUGACUAGACAGAUGCACACAGAAGCUGCUUUCAGAUUUUUAUAUAUUGCUCAAUCUUCCUGCAUGUAAAUCAUUUGUGAAGUUUCAAAAUGAAUAUGAAUAAAAAUAUAAGUUCAACUUGUUU
Prunus mume (Japanese apricot) is the source of this 1335-nucleotide messenger RNA. RefSeq names its product phenylacetaldehyde reductase-like. Gene Ontology annotation, molecular function: oxidoreductase activity, acting on the CH-OH group of donors, NAD or NADP as acceptor. The record is from RefSeq and is a predicted model, not a curated record. Lineage: Eukaryota; Viridiplantae; Streptophyta; Magnoliopsida; Rosales; Rosaceae.